UUCCUAGGCAUCGGAUGCAAGUCCAUACAUUGUGAUUCAACCGUGUUCCGCAGAUCAACUAUAUGCGGCUGCCUUUGAAGAGGCACCACCACCUCCGUAUUUGCUCACACUGGAAGGGCGAUUUAUCGGUCGCGGUGGUGAGGGUUGUCGUUACGAGGACGGUAUUAUGCGUCGAUUCAGUGUACAGUCUGGUCCAAUACGCGUCUGGCAUAUAUCUGAGUUCAUGCGGACCGAACUUUCAGCAUCCAGUCAUGGACAAUUCCACCAAGGUGAUACCUAUGUCAUCCGGUGGCCGUUUAAAGUGAUUUAUGUUGGUCUUCGGGAUAUACCAUCACGAGCGAGUGAUGCAUCACGGGAACAGUGUGUCUACUUUUUCUGGCACGGCUCACAAAGCAAGAUCACCGAGAAGGGUGCAUCCGCUGUAAUGACAAUCGAACUGGACGAGGAGCGUUGUCCUCAGAUUCGUGUGACAGAAGGCAAGGAACCACCCGCUUUUUGCCGUCUGUUUGAUGGGCGUAUGGCCGUCCACAUGGGUCGACGUUUGAUGAAUUCCACUUCCAGUCCUACAGUCAUUCCCAACACUCCUCGUGUGCGCUUGUUUCUUGUUCGAGGUGAGGUGCCAUCCGAGGGCUAUCUGCUUGAAGUCCCAGCCCAAUUGUCCUCGCUGCGAUCUCAAGGUGUGUUUCUGGCUCUUCAAUACGGGAACGGGAACGAAAACGGAUCGCAUCUUUCAGGUUCCAUGCUUCAGAAGGCUUGGAUCUGGUGUGGUCUGGUUGCGUCGGAAACAUGCAAAAGAGUAGCUCGAUACAUAAUGGAUCGACUGAAAGAUAGGUGA
Molecule: messenger RNA, 835 nt
Organism: Echinostoma caproni
Lineage: Eukaryota; Metazoa; Platyhelminthes; Trematoda; Plagiorchiida; Echinostomatidae
Source: the annotation of a GenBank genome assembly